Molecule: messenger RNA, 909 nt
Organism: Trichophyton benhamiae CBS 112371
Lineage: Eukaryota; Fungi; Ascomycota; Eurotiomycetes; Onygenales; Arthrodermataceae
Exons: 1
Coding region: 1-909 (302 amino acids)
Source: RefSeq, a predicted model, not a curated record
AUGAGGAUCCCCAGAGACCUGCAUGGCCAGGACAUACUCCCUCUGGCGGCCCCCAACUCUCUUCGGGGCCGCCCGUCAUAUUCCCCCCGGUUUGCACCAGCUCAUCCCGAGGAUGCCAGUCUGGCUAACAUCGCAGAAGCGGAGGAUUCCUCUACCACUGAGGGAACCAUGGAUGCCAGUAUGCCUCUCCUGCGUCGCGUAGGACACCGCUCUGUAGCCACUGCACGGAACUCACCUUCAGCCAUACCCGCUCCCUCCUUUUCCCAGGCCGAAUCUGUCAUGUCUGCGGACGAGGAAGUGCCCGAUGUAUCGGACACUUGGGCUAGGCUGCUCAACACCAUCCCUCUGGACAACAAUCUCCCCAGCGCAGACUCCUCUUUCACCUCCGCCACUGCGUCUGCCUCCGCUUCUGGCUCUGGUGGUUCACGGUCGUCUACCGCAGCACCUACCUCUCUCACCCCCAGUUCGUCUUUUGGCUCCUCCGUCUCUGCACGCAUGCAUAUAAUGUUUGACCCGUUUCCCUCCUUCCCUGCAAAUUGUGAUUAUAUCUCUUCCUCCGACAACUCAGACACAGAGGCAGAAGACCACGACCCAGAACGGCAUCGGGGCUACAGACGGCCUAGUCAGUCCCGAAGCCAAUCGCAGUCUCAAUCGCAGACGCCAACGCAGACACAGAACCCUGCACAACCCCAGUCCGAGAGCAACACGCCCACCGAUAGUUCCGCUCCGACUGCUUCUUCCUUCACACUCGAGAAUGAAGCAGCGGGCCUACAACUACUCCACGACACCCUCAACCUUCUGAGCAGACGAGAUGACAUCCCCGAUGAAUGGUGGGCGACCGCCGGCCUCACUCGCAUCAUUAAUCGCGAACUGAACCGUGAAUUAAGUCGUGAUCAAAACGCCGAGUGA